Molecule: messenger RNA, 2910 nt
Organism: Amphiprion ocellaris (clown anemonefish)
Lineage: Eukaryota; Metazoa; Chordata; Actinopteri; Pomacentridae
Gene: cep83
Product: centrosomal protein 83
Exons: 16
Coding region: 105-2270 (721 amino acids)
Cellular component (GO): centrosome
Source: RefSeq, a predicted model, not a curated record
AUGACUCCCAUGAUGCCACAGUUUGUAGUUUUCAGAUUAGUUAGCAAUCUAGCAAAGUAAAGCGAAAGCAGGAAACAAAGAAGUCGAAGUUGAGGAGAGGUGACAUGACCUCCUCCACACUCGGCCAGUCGGCCCCUCUUGUCCCCAACCUGGAGCCUGGGAUGGGGAAGUCUGCAGCCAUGCUGGGGUUGUCUGCUGGACUCGGGGGAGCAGAGAUGGAGCUGCAGAAGAUGCUUAUCGAUGAGAGGAUGAAGUGUGAAAACCACAGGACCAACUACCAGACGCUAAAGGCUGAGCAUGCCAGCCUGCAGGAUGAGUUCACGAGGGCUCAGGGUGAACUGAAGCGCCUGCUGACCGACAAACAGACUCAGCAGGAGAAGCUGCAGCUGCUGCUGGCGGAGCUGCGAGGAGAGCUGCUGGACAAAACCAGAGAGCUGGAGGAGGUCCGGCUGCAGGUGAUGACCCCUCAGCGAUUGGAGCUGCUCAGAGCUCAGGUGCAGCAGGAGAUGGAGGCUCCAGUCAGAGAGAGAUUCAGCAAACUGGAGGAGGAAACAGAGAAGUACAGGUCUGAGUACAACAAGCUGCGCUACGACUUCACCUUCCUCAAGUCCCAGUUUGACCACCAGAGAGAGGAACAUGUUCGUGUACUGGAGGAGAGGAGGAUCCGCUAUGAGGCAGAGGUCUCUCGUCUGGAGAAGGACAGGGAGGACCUGGUGGCUCAGUAUCAGGGCUCUGAUGCACUGCGAGAUGGGAAACGAGUGGAGGCUCUGCUGAGGGACAAAGCUCAGCUCCACCUGAGGCUGAAGGGUCUGGAGGCAGAGGUGGCCGAGCUGCGAGCCCAGAAGGAAAACUGUGGUCAGCAGGCAGAGAACGUGCAGCGCAUCCAGAUCAGACAGCUGACGGAGUCUCAGGCUGCAGUGAAGUCUCUGGAGGCGGAGCGUCAGUCGUUGCGUCUGCAGCUGGAGCGGAUGGAGAGCGAGCUUCACCUGAGCCACGAGCAGAACAGCCAGCUCACCGGACGACUGCACAAAGCUGAGAGAGAAGUGAACUCCAUCACCUGUCAGAUUGAAAGCUUGAAGCACUCACACAAGCUGGAGACGGCCAGCAUCAAACUGGAGUGUGCUCGCUCUAAAGGGGAGGUGGAGAGAGAGAGAGACACACUGCAGGGCCAGAUUGAUGGUCUGCAGGCAGAUGUGGAGGUGCUGAAGGCAACAGUGGAACGACACAAAGAAGUUGUGGUGGAAAAGGAGAGGGAGAUGGUCAGGAAGGUGCAGUCUGCUCGAGAGGAGGAGUUCCGCAAAACAGCAACGUUGCACGAGGAAAAGUUGGAGUUGGAGAACCGUCUUGCAGCACUGGAACAGCAGAGGGCGCUGCAGGACGCUUCAGACCAGGCGCAGAAGGAGGAGUGGGAGGAGCGUCUCCACAACGCCCAGCAAGGCGAGGAGUCAACCCGGAGAGAACUGCACAACCUGAGAACUAAACUACAGCAGCAGAGCUCACUGCUUGAAGAGCUUCAGAGACAGAAAGCAGAAAUUGCAGACCUACAGCAGCAAAACCAGGAACUUGGAGUCCAGCUGGGGACGCUGUCGCACUCUGAAAGUGACAUGAUGGAAGCCAACCAGCGACUGAGAGAAACGCUGGACAGAGUGAGGGAGGAGCUGAGGACGGCUCGGGGCCAGGCAGAGAAGAGCCAGCAGGAGGCAGAGCGGUUGGUGGAGGAACGUCAGGUCGACUGGUUAGAGGAGAAACACAAGCUGCAGGAGCGAGAGGCUGAGCUGCAGCAGAAAUACUGUCAGGUGAAAGAGAAACUGCAGAGGGCAGCAGCGGCCCAGAAGAAGAGAAAAACACUGACGGAGAGCAAAGAGAAGAGACUGCAGGAUAAGAUCCAGUUGCUGGAGGCCAAAAUUGAAGAGCUGGAACUGGAAGCUGCUGCAGCCAAAAAGCGUUCAUCUUUCUCAGAGGAGCAAGCUCAACUCAACAGACGGUUGAAGGAGCUGCAGCGACGACACAACGAGUUUCGACGCCUCCUAUUAGGUGGUCAGGGUUCCUUCAGUGCCGGUCCUGCAUUCCUGACUUCCUCACCCACCCCCUUCCUCUUCCUCGGGUCCGAGGGACAGUUUUCCAAUAAUCCAGAGGAGCAGCAUCAGGGAGAGUUCUCUCUGCUGCGUCGGAGGCUGGAGAAUCUGGAAAGUGCCCAGCAGCAGCAGCUGGAGGAACUGGGAUCUCUGGUUCAAAGGGAUCGGGAGGCCACACCUCAGCCUGACCUCUGACCCCCAUCCUACAUCCCACUGGACUUGCUAUACAUUUACAGAAUGAGACGGUGUCCCCUUUCCAAAUCAAGGACAUCGACAGUGUUUUUAGAAAACUAGAAAUAUAAUUUAUUGGCAUAUUUCCGCAAAAAUGGACAGAUGAGAAUGGAUUGUUCUUCCCCCACAGUUUACAUGUUUCUUAAUGUUGUGAUGCCUUGGCACCUUUUGCAAAAAUGAAUUGUGUGACAACCUCAGGGUUUGAUUUUGUAUUGAGACACUUGUUUACAUUUGCUCUUAAGCCAUUCUGUAAAAAAACUAAGGAUUUAUAUGGAAUUAAUAAAAAGCCACUACAGACUGUAAAUUGUAAAAUGAUGAUCACUUAAAGUCUGUUGAAACAGUUUACAGAUUAUCUUUUCUUCUGACACAUUUGUAGUUUUGACUUUGUGCAUUUGAGAGGUUGAGUUGUGAUCAGAGCAUUUUCAUUUGGAAGCAAAACUCAUUAAGGUAAUGGAGUUGUUUUUCAGAGUGCAACUGCAAAGUCUAUCAGACAUGAAGCUGCUUUCAAAGAAAGAAAGUUACAUAAGCUACUGUCAGCUGAUGUGUCUCAUUUAGCAUAUUUGACUCCUGUGAAGUUUUGGAAUUAAAAUAGAUUUAAAAUUUU